Molecule: messenger RNA, 414 nt
Organism: Mesorhabditis belari
Lineage: Eukaryota; Metazoa; Nematoda; Chromadorea; Rhabditida; Rhabditidae
Source: the annotation of a GenBank genome assembly
AUGAUCUUCGGCACUCAAUGCACAAAUCAUGUUGCUAAUGCUACUGACGAUUUCAUUUGGGCUAACGUUUCUAAGGACCAAAAAACAAGUUAUGAGUUACAAGCAAGUAUCCAGUUGCCCUUCGGUGAAGUCGAAUAUAGAACAAACGGAACCGAUGAAUCAGCACCAGAUCGAAGAGCUCAGUUCACUCGAAUCGAGGCCGGAUCAUAUCUGGCCUUUCGUACAAAUGGCUGUGCCCAAGUGAAAUAUGUGGCUGUAUAUCGAUUCGUCGAUGGAACUCUAGAAUGGAUCGCAUCUGGACAUCCGAUUGCAUGUGACGAGAGUGUGAUUGCAACGAAAAAUGGUGGUAUGCAGAUUUCGGAGAUGGGCUCAAUUUGGAAGGAUAUCGCUGGAAAAGUGCAUAAAUCGUCAGUU